CUCACGUGCGCGGACAUUUGUGCAGUGUAGAGCAAGCGAUGAGCAAUUACUGGACGGUCCUCCUCCAUCGUCAUUAUCGUCACCAGCAGCGAUAUAGCAGUACCAGCGGGAUCGCCUACCAUGCACCACGCAUAACCACCCCAGCGACUCAGCUCCACGCUCCAGUCUAGAAAAGCACGGAAAGCGAACGGAUGGUCUGGUUAGCGUACAACCUGCCUUAUCGCAUUUGAUACAUUACAGCACUUAUAGAGCAGAGAGCGAGAGCCGAGCCGUGGAGCAACGUUUCGCUUGCAGAACGACCGGAUUUUUAAAAGCGGCACGCCGAAUGUCAGGCCCGCCUGCACAGCUGAAAGACAUUCCACACCUGACUCUCUGUUCCCAUUCACGACAGCCAGAGACGCUGCUGCCAUCCUUCCGGCAAAGCUCGCCAGACGUGAUGAGCAGGGUGCAGACCGGCAGCGAAGGGGCAGCCAGGUCUAACUUCCACCCGAUGGUCAGUCGCACAUUGCGGUCCUACACGGCACACGACGGCCCGGCCUUUGCUCACCGGGACGGAGCAACACUGUACAAGGUCCUGCCAGAAGGAGAAAAAGACACCGACGAUGAUGACGACGAUGAAGAUGGUACAGGCACACCAUGGUCUUUGAACACAGCGGACGACGAGACGAGAAAGGAUCACGAAGGACUUCUGCACGGCGAGCACAGCAGCAGCUUCAAAUCUGUCCCAUGGGGCGCACGAGCGGCCAAGCGGCGCAGCUCAGCGUUCAGCAAGUUGUUGAGGGGUAACAAGAAACGGAGGGGGAGACGCUCGUUGAUAUUCAAAGCUGUUGUCGCUGCGAGUGCGGUCUGUGCCUGCUGCCUCCUCGGCCUGAUCAUGUUCACGAGCCGCGACGGGGCAAACUGGCGCACCGUCGGUGGGCAGCGAGGCGAUGCGGCAGCAGUUGGGGAUGUGGACGCAGCAGCGAGAUUCUCACUGCCCGGAGGCUACGUUCGACAUCAUGAGCUCGAGGAGACGGCGCGCACGACGGUCUUCCUGUUCAAGACGGGCUAUACUGUCAUGUUUGAUCGGCUGCCCGUGCAGAUCAUGCACAGUCCGCCUAUGCCGUCCUCACCGCUUCGCAAGUACUAUUCGGAUGUCGAGUUCACGCUGGAUGACGUGUAUGUCAAAAACAUCCUCCAGGAUAUUUCGCCGCGCUUGCAGGCCCUCCCGGUAUUCAAGACGUAUUACCGGCUGCACAGCCUCAUAGCAUCGGGCCUACCCGUUCCCCAUGGAGGCGAGUUCUGGGACUUGGAUGCGCUCAAGAUCAUGCCGAUACACGGGGACGCCUACCGCGCGCACCGUGAUUUCAACUGGCACGUUGCUGCGGACGGGGAUACGUUCCUGUUCACCGAAAACAUCCUACGCUACCUGUCCGCGCACGACGCGGCGCAGCUUCACUACCUCGGCCACCGCGACAGCCGGGAGAUUAAUUGCAGCACCGCACGCUUGUUCGGAGACGGCAAGCUCUUCUGGGCGCACGGCGGGUCCGGGUAUGCACUGAGCAAGGGGCUGCUGGAUCACAUGCUGCAAGACGACCCGUUCAGGUUCAACGGCGGCAUCGAUCAGACCAUCGCAGAGGAAGGCGCCGGCGACGUCAUUCUCGGCAGGGUCAUCAUGGACCUGACCAACGGUACGAUCAAGGGCCCCAAUGCCGGCGAACAUCUGUUCAAUCCCGACCCAGUGCGUUCGUUGAAUUUCGUCCAGGAAAACUGGUACUUGCCCGUCUUGUCGCUCCAUCACCUUUCCAACGCCGAGAUAUACGGCCUGCGGCUAUUCGAGCAGGAUGCGCUUAACUUGCUCCAGCGCAUAUUUGGCCCGAAAGGCGACAUGAUUCGCCGCUGUGAUAUAGCGCACUACAUUCUCCCAUCGGACCUGAAAGGAGCCCUGGAGCAGUAUACGCGUAGACCUUCCGCCUCACAACACACGCUUCGCCUGGAACACCACCGCUUCGCCAUUUCCCAUCCCGUCAGCUUUGGCCCAGAUUGGGGCAAGUACCUCAAGAAGGCGUACAACCCUGACCUAUGCAUUGGUUUGUGCGAAGAGGUGAGUGAUUGUCCAAGGAACCCGCUCCAAGAUGACGUGCACCCUGGUGCACGAUCCUUACUCCUCUUGAAUCUCUGCUUCAUUCGCACUUCGCAGCGCAAGGAAUGUUUCGGAUGGCAGUGGGAGAAGGACAAGGGGUGCGCUCUACAGCUGGACUCCUGGAACCUUCCCUUGCCGGUACCCGAGGAUUCCAUCGAAUCAGGUAUUCGAAUUGACAGAAUCGCGGCAUUCAUGGCCAAGAACGACUGCUACGACAUGCGGAAGCGGACUUUCAAUGACACUCUGUGGAUGCAAAGGCCGUCGUUAUUACCGUGACAGCUAAUUAUGCAGACAGCAAGCAUGGAAUUUAUAGAUCAACUGAUUAGCGGAUGAAUAUCGCAUUGUAGCAUACAAGCAACUGCAUCACAUACGAUCAAAUC
Molecule: messenger RNA, 2502 nt
Organism: Tilletiaria anomala UBC 951
Lineage: Eukaryota; Fungi; Basidiomycota; Exobasidiomycetes; Georgefischeriales; Tilletiariaceae
Product: glycosyltransferase family 31 protein
Exons: 4
Coding region: 326-2398 (690 amino acids)
Cellular component (GO): membrane
Molecular function (GO): glycosyltransferase activity
Source: RefSeq, a predicted model, not a curated record